Protopolystoma xenopodis is the source of this 1932-nucleotide messenger RNA. NCBI's taxonomy places the organism in Eukaryota, Metazoa, Platyhelminthes, Monogenea, Polystomatidea, Polystomatidae. The record is from the annotation of a GenBank genome assembly.
AUGAAUGUUUCUGAGCCUCAGGUCUGUACUGCUCGACUGAUGGAGUUAAUCGCGGGAGUAAUUUAUGGCUCCGCUGUUGCCGGCGUCGUUUAUUCCUCAUCUCAGGAACCGUCACCCUCGAUUUCAGCCUCACCUUCUACAAAGAGUCGUCGUAAGAUAAAGUCUUUUGCAUCCUUGAACUCAGAAGAGUCAAUUUCAAUUGUUGUCGGAUCCUGGCCACCAUUAAAUACAAAGACUUCAGAACGACUAGGCUUGAAAGAAGCAGAAUAUGGAAGCAGUGGCGUUGACAAGGAAUUGACGAACAAAGGAGAGGUAAAUGGACAGGCGAAAGGACGAUCUGGCAGGGAGACUGUGAAGAGGGUCAAUGAAAGUAAAUUGGGAGGGAUAGGGACGGUCAAAACGAAAGACAGGAGAUCGAGUAAGCUUGAGAAUGAGGGUGAAGAUAAUCGAGAGCGAGAAGGGAAGGAUAGAGAUAUUGAGGUGGAGUCCAUGGACACAGCAAAACGGCAGCAAGGCAAGGAUGGGUCAAGCGUGGGCGAACAAACAAAGGAUUUGUCGGAGAGACUCGUGCUCCCAUUGGCACCUUCACAGGUUCCUUCGAAGCUAACACCUAAUUCAUCUUCUUCACAGCCUACCAAUCUCCAUUCUUCUAUCUCCCGACUCUCGCACGCACGGCUUCUGCUACUUUCUUCAUCUCAGAUAUUCACUAAUCGUCUGGUGGACUUUUCUCCUCCAGCCUCGACAAUGACUGACGGCUUUGAUAACCUUCGAGAUUUGCCAUCAUGCCUGAAAGUGUUGGGUGAAGAGAUUCGAAGAUCGGUUCCACCAGAAGACGACGGCGGAUCGAUUGGCUUAACUAGAAGAUUCAUGCUGACGCUGUUUCCGAGACGUAAGCUCAGCCUGUUAGUAGGUAUCGUGGCCUUCGCCCGCAUGGAGGUCGUAUUAAAGCCAAACGUCUGCAGUGCUAUGGGGUCUAGUUGUCCUUUUCUGGAUUUGCUAAGUUAUACAGUCAGUUGCGGGCUCGUGGACCAAUUGGCCGCUUAUCUCUCCAACCCUCGACUCACCCUUGUCCUCGUUCAAGCUUCCAGCCAGUCAACCACUUCCCUUCUGCUUGCACCUGUUAAUUUAAGUUCUUCCACUGCUCUCUGUACACUUACAGAGCACAGUUCAUUGAGUUUUCCGCUGACAUAUGACUCAGCUACUACCUCUACAUCUAGCCGUCCCGGCUCUUCGUCUACACUACUCACUGCUGGUUCCUUCGCAAGUGUUACCUGCUGUCCUCGUAAUGAUGCACCGUAUUCUCGACUUGAUCAUCUUGCGCUGGCCGGACUUGGUCUAUUUGAUAGUCUAGUCAGCUUGCUGACUCUUGUUGAUUCAUGCACGGCUUUUAGUACUCCAUUAGAUCCAUCUCGUGUAUCUCCUCAUUUGCAACCUUUGAGUUCUGAGUUCUUAAAGCCAAAGUCAAGCUUUGAUGGGAAUAAAAAUAGAGAAAAAUGCACUAUGGAAGAAGUUGUCGAGGAAGAUACUAGACUCCAUAAUAUAGCCAACAUUGAAGAUGAGUCAAACGUUACAUCUAAUGGCGAUGUUGACCGAAAAAAUAGUGAAUAUGUUUUAAUCACUGGUAGGGAGAAACACAAGAGAGUAGUGAUACACGAUGGGGAUACAAGUGUGUGCAUGAGUGGUGAGGCAAUGGAGCAAGCUGUAGAGGGAGAGAUUUCGCAGGAAUUAGGCGGAUUUAGACAUUUUGAAAAGGGCACGCGUGAUGGCCUCGAAGCUGAGGCGUUGAAGUCAUCACUUUCUUAUCUCGAAAAAUUUUCAUUUGAUGGGCAUGAAGAGACAUCGAUGGCAGUUGAUUGUGCCUCAUCUGAGGAACUUACUUUUAAAGUCCCACCGACUCACUCAAAAUGUUUCCAGGAUCAGCCGAACAAGUGA